Danaus chrysippus (African queen) is the source of this 1686-nucleotide messenger RNA. NCBI's taxonomy places the organism in Eukaryota, Metazoa, Arthropoda, Insecta, Lepidoptera, Nymphalidae. The record is from the annotation of a GenBank genome assembly.
AUGCCGGCGGCGCGAGGCGUAAAGCGGACAGCGUCCAAGUCUUCAGCGGCCACGGCAUCGACGGGGCCCAAAAAUAAGAAAAAACGUGGAGCAAUUCAAUUGGAGAUACCAGUUCCACCGAAACGUAAAGGAUGUGUGAUGACAUGCGGCCAGGGAGAUGUGGGGCAGCUCGGGCUCGGAGAAGAUGUCAUGGAAACAACAAAGUUCAAAACAGUUUCGGUGCUCGGUAACAAGAUAGUUGAUGUAGUGGCGGGGGGAAUGCACACUGUGGCGCUCGAUAGUGAUGGAAAAGUAUGGACAUUUGGUUGUAAUGAUGAAGGAGCCCUAGGCCGUCCUACGUCAAGUGACACAGACGAGGGUACUCCCAAACAAGUGACUCUACCGCUGCCAGCGGUUGCUGUGUCAGCCGGAGACUCACAUUCAGCUGCAUUGUUAGAGAACGGAGAUGUUUUUGCAUGGGGAUCAUUUAGAGAUUCUCACGGCAGUAUGGGUUUAGUGGUUCGUGGUAGAGAAGGCAAGCCUUGCAAGGAACCAGUUCGAGUUGACAUCGGAGAAUCAGCAGUGGGAGUCGCCUCGGGUGGAGAUCAUCUAGUUAUAUUGACGAACACAGGAUCAGUAUACACAAUGGGUUGUGGUGAACAAGGCCAGUUGGGACGGCUAGCACAGAGGUCUGCCUCCAGGGAUGCUAGGCAGGGAUUCAGCGCUCUGUUAGUUCCGUCUAAAGUGAUCUUAAAGGGUGGCGCGUGUCGCGUGUGGGCCGGCUAUCACGCUACAUUCGUUAUGGACGCGACCAGCGACAAGAUGUUCGCGUGGGGACUCAAUAACUAUGGACAACUGGGUAUAACGGGUGAGAAACGCAAAACAGCCAUAUACUCUCCCACGGAGUGUGACGGCAUGCGAGGCAGGCGGUGGAGCGACGUGAGCGCGGGGCAGCACCACUCACUGGCCGUGGACGAGCGGGGGCUGGCCUACAGUGUGGGCCGCUGUGAAUAUGGACGGCUAGGUCUAGGCCGAGAGGGCGACGCGGAAUCAUGGGAAGCUAUACCCAAGCUACAACAGGAUCAAUGCGUGUGUGUAUCAGCUGGUACAAGCAGCUCGUUUGCUGUCACUCAAGCUGGGCGGCUGAUGUCGUGGGGGGCGGGCGGGGAGGGCCAGCUGGGCGGCGGGGCGGCGGACGACCAGCUUGAACCAGCACUAGUACAGCUUGAGGGACGAGCUGUUAGAGUGACGGCGGGCGGGCAGCAUACGGUCGUGCUGGUUGAGGAUCCCACAGCGCAAACAGAAGUUACACCGACUCCGGAGAGUGAAAAAGAAGGAGAGAAUACGGAGAGUACAGAAGAUAAGAAGAAACAGAAUAGAAGACAGAAGAAACAAGAACAAGAUGAAGAAAUAACGUCUACAUCGAGCGCGCAGAACACAGAGGUUAAAGAUGAACCUGAGAAAGUUAACGGAAACGAAAAGAAAGACACGGAACCGGAAACACCUAUGGACGUUAACGAAACUGACAAACAAGAGGAUAUUGAAGAUAAAAUGGAUACACAGGAACAAAACGAACAGACAACAACGGACAAACGGGACGAACAGACAGACACACAAGGGGACUCUAAAGAUAUGGAUACUUCCAGCCAGGACACGACCAGCGAGACUGACGCGGUCAACGGGGGAGGGGAGGAGGCCUCCGCGUGA